AAAGCGAAAGAAACAAAAGGAUAAAGCGGAGAGGAACGACGAUUGAUGAGGAUGAGAUUGAUGCUUUGAAAUUUGCGAUAUCGGAUAUGGAAAAAAACCACACACCCAAACCCUAACCGCCAAAUAUUCAUUCUUCCAUCCAUUCGUGCCAUGGAAGUUGCUUCUCUCUCUUCCUCUUCUCCAAUCAAUCUUCCCCAUCUCUGUCACAAAGAAGCGAGAUUCUUGGCGGGACUCUCUUCCACCCUCUUCUUCACUUAUAAACGUCCAAUUUUGAGGACUUCCCAUAAUCCUUCUCAAAGUAGCGUGCUAGGCAUUCCCAAGAAGCAUAGAAAUGUGUCGUUGCUGUCUUUUUGUUACAAAGAAGAGUUUUGUGGAUCUCAUUACACACAUAAAUUGCAUGUUGGAAAUGAAUUCCCCAGGGAUAUAGUUGUAAGAUCUGGAAUUACUGCAUCUGGGUCUACAGAUGGCUACUCACUACCUGAACUGAAAAUGGAAUCAAAAGUCAGGGGAGCUUGUUUUCAUGCUGUUACUGCCUUUGCUGCUGUGUUUCUUUUUGUAUUGAUGCUGGUUGGACAUCCAUCUGUGCUCUUGUUUGAUCGCCACCGAAGAAAGUUCCAUCAUUUUGUUGCCAAAGUCUGGGCUAUGCUGAGUGUGGCGCCUUUUUUCAAAAUCAAAUUUGAGGGGCUUGAGAAUCUGCCGCCCCCAGAUACUCCUGCUGUGUAUGUUUCAAAUCAUCAGAGCUUUCUGGAUAUAUAUACUCUUCUUACACUUGGGAGAAGCUUUAACUUCAUAAGCAAGACUGGGAUAUUCCUCAUUCCAAUAAUUGGGUGGGCAAUGUUUCUUUUGGGCACCAUUCCUUUAAAACGCAUGGACAGCCGAAGCCAGCUGGAUUGUCUUAAACGAUGCAUGGAUCUUAUCAAGAAAGGAGCCUCUGUUUUUUUCUUUCCAGAGGGAACUCGCAGUAAAGAUGGAAAACUAGGCGCUUUCAAGAGGGGUGCUUUCAGUGUUGCUGCAAAGACAAAUGCACCAGUGGUACCAAUUACCCUUAUUGGAACUGGCCAAAUCAUGCCAGCAGGAAGGGAGGGUAUAGUGAACUUAGGUUCUGUGAAAGUUGUUAUACAUAAACCUAUAGAUGGAAAUGAUCCUGAUAUGUUAUGUAAAGAAGCUAGGAAGACAAUCGCAAGUGUGCUGACUCAAACCUGAGAAAUGUACUGCAAAGGAGUUCUUUUAAUUUUUAUUACAUUGGACUGAAACCUCCCAUGCCUUGAAGUGAAUUGGUAAGUCAUGCUUUAAUUAGGUGGAACUAUUUUGAUUCAUGUUGGAGCACCAGGACUACUAGCUUUGAGUUUGCACCUAUUCAGUCAUUGAGGUUCUUUCUUGGUUCCUCCGAGUUUUUCUUUGGGGAGGGAGGAGGGGGCUGUGAGGUUUAUCAUUUGCAUCUUCAGCGUCAAGAGGUUGAUGGAUCCGGAUCAGACUGCACCUCUUACCGUUUUUUAUCUAAUGGUUAAAAUUUUUUAGGGUUAAAGACUUAUGUCGUGCGAGAAGAAUAUCUUCUCCUACACAUAUAAUAAACAUGAGGGUCCGAUUGAAAAGAGAAGAGAAAAAAACUUUAGUUGGAUCCACAUGUUUGUUGUGUGUAUGUGCAGGAAAAGAAAUUUUUUCCAUGUAACAUGAGAAGUCUUUGACCCAAUUUUUUAUAUCAUGUUUACUUUUAACACUUUAUCAUAAAAAAUAAUAAAUCGAAAGGUAAGAUGCUCUUCAGUUUUAAGUCGUGAUCCAGUGAUUGAUUAACUACUGUACCUGUAUACCUAGAGAAAAAUUAUGCGUUUUUAGGGAAAUGAGUAAGGGAAUAUGCGAACUAGAAUGGCUUGUAGGUUAGAAGUUGAUGAUAUUGAUAUUUUAUAGUUGUUUAACGCUUGUAUUAGUAAAUACUAUUUAUGAAGUCAU
Molecule: messenger RNA, 1947 nt
Organism: Gastrolobium bilobum
Lineage: Eukaryota; Viridiplantae; Streptophyta; Magnoliopsida; Fabales; Fabaceae
Product: 1-acyl-sn-glycerol-3-phosphate acyltransferase BAT2, chloroplastic-like
Exons: 8
Coding region: 151-1203 (350 amino acids)
Biological process (GO): phosphatidic acid biosynthetic process
Molecular function (GO): 1-acylglycerol-3-phosphate O-acyltransferase activity
Source: RefSeq, a predicted model, not a curated record